Molecule: messenger RNA, 2545 nt
Organism: Suncus etruscus (white-toothed pygmy shrew)
Lineage: Eukaryota; Metazoa; Chordata; Mammalia; Eulipotyphla; Soricidae
Gene: SCYL3
Product: SCY1 like pseudokinase 3
Exons: 13
Coding region: 277-2217 (646 amino acids)
Biological process (GO): protein phosphorylation
Molecular function (GO): protein kinase activity; ATP binding
Source: RefSeq, a predicted model, not a curated record
UCAGACCGCUGCCACCCCAGGGUUAAAGUCUUUCGAAUUAAGAUCUAGAUUUGCCAAUCCCUGCCGUAGCGUUCGCCUCGAGGGGUUAGAGAGAAGCCGUUUCCGCCGUCCGAGGGCCGCCCCGGAACCGGCGAGGAAACCUUGAGCUGACCCCUGCCGCCCACACUUAAGAUGGCAGCGGCCUGAGCCUCACCUGGGCGACCGCUCUAGCGCGCUUCCGGGUCCGCCAGUCUCGGUGGUGGCGCCGAGGGGUGGGCUCAGCUGGGACGCGGCGGGAUGGGCUCAGAGAACAGUGCCCUGAAGAGCUACACACUGCAGGGAGCACCGGUCACCCUGCCUGCAGGCCUGGCCGUCUACCCCGCCCAGCUGCAGGAUGGCAGAGCGGCCUCUGUGUUUGUGUACAAGAGAGAGAACGAGGAUCGAGUGCACCAGGCUGCCAAGCACCUGAAGACCCUGCGGCACCCAGGCCUGCUGCGUUUCCUGUCCUGCUCCAUGGAGGCCGAUGGUGUCCGGCUGCUCACCGAGCACGUGCGGCCCCUGCAGGCAGCGCUGGACUCGCUGGCACCUGCCGAGGUUUGCGCUGGCCUCUAUGAUAUCCUGCAGGCGCUCAUCUUCCUCCACGACCGGGGACACCUGACGCACAAUAACGUCUGUCUAGCAUCCGUGUUCGUGAGCGAAGACGGCCACUGGAAGCUGGGGGGCAUGGACACUGUGUGCAGCAUACCGCAGGCCACCCCCGAAUUUCUCAGGAGUAUCCAGCCCCUUCGGGACCCAGCGUCUGUUCCUCCUGAGGAGAUGGCCCCUGAGUUCAGCACGUUGCCUGAUGCACACGGCCACGCUCGAGACGCCUACUCUUUUGGAACACUGGUAGAGAGUUUGCUGGUACGCCUGCGUGAGCAGGUCGCAGCCGAGGCACUGGGCAGCCUACACCAGACCCUGCAUGAUGCUCUCCUACAGCCGCACCCACAGAGCCGCCCGCCGCUCCACACACUGCUGGCCCACGACUUCUUCAGGAACGAUUUCCUGGAAGUGGUGAACUUCCUGAGAAGCCUGACAUUGAAAAGCGAAGAGGAGAAGACGGAAUUCUUCAAGUUUCUGCUGGACCGUGUCAGCUGCCUGUCCGAGGAACUGAUUGCUGCCCGCCUCGUGCCACUGCUCCUCAACCAGCUAGUAUUUGCUGAGCCCGUGGCUGUGAAGAGCUUCCUGCCGCACCUGCUGGGCCCCAAGAAAGCUAGUGCCUCGGGGGAGGCGUCCUGCCUGCUCUCACCAGCGCUGUUCCGGGCACGUGUGAUCCCAGCGCUACUACAGCUCUUCCAGGUCCAUGAGGAACAUGUGCGCCUGGUGCUGCUUGCCCACCUGGAGGCCUACGUGGGCCUCUUCUCCCCAGAACAGCUGCGCAGCAUCAUCCUGCCACAGGUGCUGCUGGGCCUCCGUGACAGCAGCUCGUCCCUGGUGGCCAUCACAUUGCACAGCCUAGCUGUGCUGGUGUCCCUGCUGGGCCCUGAGGUAGUGGUGGGCGGCCAGAGAAGCAAGAUCUUCAAACGCAGCGCGCCCAGCUUCAGCAGGGCCAAGCCACUGGCCCUGGGAGGUGAUCCAUCUCCUCAGCUGGUCCCAGCUUCUGUCAAUGGCGUCAUGAGUGGAAAAAGUCCAGGAGACAAUGACAACAGUGACAAGCAGGUCCCCAAUGACUCUGGCACCAGGAUACUUGAGGACUGGCCAGAUUGGGGGGAGCCAGACAAUAGUUCCCCCACACAGUCUCAGCCCCCUGAGUCCUCCAUCCCAGAUGCCAGGGAGCCCCCAGAAGGGCCAGACAGUUGGGACCCCAGUGGACUCUCUGAGGUGGCAGUGACCAGCAGGGGAGCUGGUGCGUUGGAACAGAGGGCAGCUCCUAGCGUCGCUUUGGACCACAGCCCAGCCCACACCAAGCCCCCCAGAGCAUCUCGGCCAGAAAAACGCCCUCAGGGCCCAACCCAGCUGGGCUUGGGUGAGGAGUUCACCAUCCAGGUGAGGGCGACCCCAGCGGAGCCCGAACUGGACUGGUUCGCAGACAUGGUCCCCGAGAUCAAGCCCUCAGCCCUAUUCCCCGAGCCUAUAGACGGGCAGACCUGGCCCCCAGCCCAGCUCUCCUCCAAGUUCGCUGCUGCAGACAUGCCUGAGGCAGAGGCAGAAGGCUGGGGAGAAGAUGGGGAGCUUGCCUGGGCAGAGACAAACUGGUGACAGGAUCAGAUCCUUUGAACUCGGCAAACAAGUACCUCAGCAGGCCGGAGCAGGAUCAAAGCGAAUGGCUGCCGCUAUCUCUGGAACAAGCAGGAGCUGCAGGAAGGGGAGCACUGCUCCAGGAGCCCCGGGAGGGAAUAAAUACAAAGUCCAGCUGAGUAGCCAAUUCUGUGCCAUUUCUUUCCCAGAAGUGAAAGAGAAUCUAGCCCAAGAACCUAGAAAUGAUUGAAAGUUGCCAUGGUGUCCUUGAGCAGCUUAUUUAUUUGUUUACAGCCCCUACCCCCAAAUGUCCAAUAAAGACUAUUUUCACUAGAGUCCACUUCCCAAA